This is a messenger RNA of Salvelinus namaycush (lake trout), 1092 nucleotides long. RefSeq lists its product as uncharacterized. The coding region runs from base 1 to 1077 and encodes 358 amino acids. The transcript has 6 exons. Lineage: Eukaryota; Metazoa; Chordata; Actinopteri; Salmoniformes; Salmonidae. The record is from RefSeq and is a predicted model, not a curated record. Gene Ontology annotation, biological process: response to bacterium.
AUGACACCUUCAAAGAGGAUCACACUGUGUCUGAUAUUUCCACUUCUUGUAGAGAUGGAUGUGGUAGCUGGUACUGAAUCCUCAUCCAUACUUCAGGACAGUGGUCUCAUAUCAGCCAACGUUGGAGACACAGUGAUUGUGCACUGCUUCUAUAAAGGCCACAUGGACAUGCAUUUCUCCUGGUACAAGCAACCCUUGGGAGAUAAGCUUCAACUCUUCUCAACCGCCUUUAAGUUUGACGGGAACGCAACAUUUUACGAUCAGUUUAAGGAUAACCCUCGAUUCUCAGUGGAAAAUGGCCAAGAAAAGAAUCACCUGAGGAUCUCAGACAUGCAGCUCUCUGAUUCAGGCACAUACUACUGUGGAAGCUCUUAUGGCAACAAGGUGGAGUUUGGAAAAGGAGCCAUUCUCAUAGUAAAAGGAUCAGGGUCCAGAAACAUGACUGUGCUCCAGCAGCCUGUGUCUGAGUCAGUCCAGCCAGGAGACUCUGUGACUCUGAACUGUACAAUACACACUGAGACCUGUGUAGGAGGACACAGUGUCUAUUGGUUCAGACAUGGCUCAGGAGAAUCCAGUCCAGCAAUCAUUUACACCCAUGGAUACAGGAGUGAUCAGUGUGAGAAGAGCCCUGAGGCUGGGUCUCCUACACAGAGCUGUGUCUACAACCUCCCCAAGAGGAACCUCAGCCUCGCUGAUGCUGGGACUUACUACUGUGCUGUGGCCUCAUGUGGGGAGAUACUGUUUGGGAAUGGGGCCAAACUGGACAUUCAAGUUCCUGAGCAUCAUCCUCCAUUUGAUCUGAGUCCUACUGUUCUGUCCUUGGUCGUCUCCAACAUCGUUCUGGGGAUAGUGACCCUUCUACUUGUCUGGGCGCUGUGCAGGACUCAGAACAGAGAUAGCAGAGGGAGGACUGAUGUCCCAACGUCCCAGGGCAAUCAGAAUCAAGACAGUGACGUGUUGAACUAUGCAGCUGUCAGUUUCACCCCCAAGAAGAAGUCCUCCUCUAGAAGAGUGAGAGAGAAGACCAGCAGAGAUGAUGCAGUGUACUCUGAUGUCAGAUACCUUCAGCAACAGUGAAAGAUAUCAUCACUG